UGUAGCUUGUUACGAGGAAGUGGCAACAGACUUUGAGUCGACUAGAUCACUUUCGGGUCAUUCGGAAAACCUUUCGUUACCCAGCCUACCUUUACGUUUAUCCAAUUGUUCCCAGCUGCGUAUCAGCGGAACUCAAACGUAACUCAAACUGUAAACACCGCUAACGGUAAAGAUACUUGUUCCGCGCUGUCUUCUUUAAGUAAUAAAAAACGUUCGUUGGCAGAUCGAGCACCUCCACAACAAAUUUUAAAUAGCACAAACUGCGAUCGUCCGAUGAACUGUUGUGAAAAUUGCAAUUAUCUAUCUGGCCAUGAAGAGCCGAUUAAAAAAAAGAAGGUUGUAACAUCGACUCCCAUCCGCAAAGAAACUAUAGAUUUGUCAUUUGCCAGUACAUUGGAUUUUUCUGCAAGCCUCCUAGUGGAUGGAAACAAUUUAGAACUCGAGCCCAAGGACGAUAAAUGUGGUUGCAAUGAACCCAUAGAUUUGUGUAGAAACAAACAGCUCCUGUAACAAUGGAAGAGGCUUACAAUAUACAUUCUGAUGAUGGAAUGAUUGAUGAUGAUAGCGUUGAAGAUGGUGAUACUAUAUUAUUAAACGAUUUUUCUAUUUUUGAAUAUUUUGAGCCAUAUAAGAUUAGUGAUGAUAAAGAAGCAAAUAUUAGUGCUCAUUGCUUGGAUGAUCUAGACAAGGAAGCGAUUGUACUUAAGACCCGCACUGGCAAUCCUAAAGUGACGAACAGGGACAGAAAGGGAAAGGGAAUGGAAUACACCCGCAAAGAUGGUACUGUUGUACCAGAAAGACGCAUACGACCGGCUUGUAGAUGUCGACUGAAAUGCAGCGAAAAAUAUAAUGUCGAAACCCGUAACCUUCUUUUAAAACAUUUACUUCGAUUAAAACUCUCUGGACAGAACCAAUUUUUGGCGAACCACAUAACGGUUACUGAAACAAAGAGACCCAAGAUCAUCAACUCUCGGCGCAGAUACAGCCGUACUUAUUCGUUGCCAGCAGUUAAUGGAACCGUCAAAGUUUGCAAAUAUAUGUUCGGUGCAACGUUUGAUAUUGGCGAUCAAAAAAUACGUGGUCUGGCACGUAAAACUUCCUGUCAAAUGAUUGCAAGCGAUGACCAACGAGUGAACAACCGAAACAGAACUCCGAUUGAUGAGGACCAUGUUAACUUUAUCAAAAACCACAUUCGCUCUUUUUCAGCUUAUUCAAUUCAUUAUUCUCGUGAUUGCUCCAAUCGGCUAUAUCUUUCUAAUGACCUAAACGUUCAAAUCAUGUACGAGAUGUAUGUGGGAAAGUGUGCGGAUUUUUGCCUAAAUACUGUUUCUUAUAACACAUCGCUUGAUAUUCAAAACGAUGAAUUUAGGGUUUAGGACUCCUAAAGUCGACACCUGUGGAGAAUGUUAUCGUCUAACGAUGCUUAUAAAAACAGCAAGUAACGAACAGGAAAAAAGUAACGCAAGAAAAAUA
Molecule: messenger RNA, 1473 nt
Organism: Wyeomyia smithii (pitcher-plant mosquito)
Lineage: Eukaryota; Metazoa; Arthropoda; Insecta; Diptera; Culicidae
Exons: 3
Coding region: 513-1376 (287 amino acids)
Source: RefSeq, a predicted model, not a curated record